GAAGCCGUGGUUCGAUCCAUUUGCGACUGUCGUGGAGCCAUACCACCUCCAAUACAUAAACAGAUUCAAGUUUUCCAAGGAAGAAACGAUGUCGACCUAUCGAGGUCGUGGUCGUGGUCGUGGAUGGAUUCAAGAUGACAAGGAUCCACCUCCUAAGCCAGGAAACCUGUUACGUACAGAGGAUGCCGAUUGUAAUACCAAUCUUGUUGAUAUCGUCAAUAGCGUCACCGAUGAAAAUUUGGAGCAACAGGCUGAAGAAUUUAUAAAGCUUAUCGAUAGUGAUUUCAAAGAAACAUACGAUAAACUACACGAGUGUGCUAGAAACGAUAAAGAAUUUGGUCAGAAGCUUCUACGGCUUGUACGACGUUCGCGUACUCAUCCACAAGCGGAGUGUGCGAAAUCCAUGGGUAUAUUUAAAUACGUAAUAAAUACUGUGCAGAACAAUUAUGAAGAAAGGAUAAAAAUUAGACAGGAGAAUACUGUUCAAUUUUAUAACGACAUUUAUCUACUGUCCGAACUUGUGACUUAUUUUACAUCGGGCUGUAUGAUGUCAUGUGUACUGGGAGCAAUGUUGGACUACAUGGAAAUGUUACUGGAAACAGCAUCCGCGGAAGACAUACGCAUGUUCACGGAACAAAUAACCGUUCAUGGAAAGUUGAUCGGUGCCACACACAAGAUUAAAAUGGAUGAAUUAAUGAUAAUGGCCAGACAAGUACUAAUCAAAAAUGAUUUCUCACCUACGUCUCGUCAAAUGUUAUUGUACGCGAUAGACUUGGUUAAUCAAAAUUUCGAACCAUUACCUAAAAACUUACAAGAAUUCUAUGAGCUACAAUUGGGGAAAAAUUUCAUACAACAGUGAUUCUCGACGUAAAGAUAAUGGAAAUUGUAAUUUCAGUCUAAAUUCGAAAGAAGAUUUUGCGAUAAUAUAUAUAUUCCAUCGAAAAUUGUACGAGAUCGUUAGAUGAUAACGUCGAAAGAACGUCGUUUCAGCGAUCGAAACUUAAGAAGAAAAUAAAAUAGUAAUACUCGAUUGAAUUCUAAGAGGUGUAGAGUGGUCACGUCAGAAAUAACAAUCACGCCAGAAAACGUAAAUUCUGCAACGAACAAAAUCAAUUCUGGAGAAUGUUCACUGGUCUAUGUGAUAUUACAAUACGAUGCAAUGUAACGCUACAUUGGACGAAGAUUCUAUGUAUAAACGAGCAGGAGAUUUUAUUAUAAACUUGGACUGUUAUUUAGGAUAAAUACUUACAUAUUUACCAAAGUAAUAAAUAUAAGAAUAAAAACGCAACACGAAAAUUGACCAUAUCACAACCUAAAGUGGUUCUAGUCUGGUAGAAGUUUGAGGAGGUAAACAUUGGUAUAAAAAUAAUUCUAUGUUGCGCUAGUUUUAAGGAAAAAUUCGAUCGCAUUUAUUAUAUUCAAAUAACUCAU
Messenger RNA from Nomia melanderi (Alkali bee), 1431 nucleotides. The record is from RefSeq and is a predicted model, not a curated record. NCBI's taxonomy places the organism in Eukaryota, Metazoa, Arthropoda, Insecta, Hymenoptera, Halictidae.